Anas platyrhynchos (mallard) is the source of this 1604-nucleotide messenger RNA. RefSeq names its product decaprenyl diphosphate synthase subunit 1 (gene PDSS1). Gene Ontology annotation, cellular component: transferase complex; mitochondrion. Gene Ontology annotation, biological process: isoprenoid biosynthetic process; ubiquinone biosynthetic process. Lineage: Eukaryota; Metazoa; Chordata; Aves; Anseriformes; Anatidae. The record is from RefSeq and is a predicted model, not a curated record. Gene Ontology annotation, molecular function: prenyltransferase activity.
GGGUCGCGGCUGGGGCCGGGAAGGCGGCGCCGGUGCGGCGGGGCUGGGGGACGCCAUGGCCUUGCGCUGGGGGGGGUGGUGGUGGCGGUGGAGGUGCGGAGCCUCCGCCCGCCGGGCGCCGCCACCGCUGCCGCCGCCUCACGGCUCCGUGCCGGGACCCGGCUCCCGGUCCUCGCCGCCGGCCCUCGGGGGGGCGAUGUGUCACUUUGCACAAAGAAGCUCAGUGUUGUCAUUUCCAAAACUAUGUAAUAUAUUUUGGCGGUUUCAUCAUACAAGUACAUCCCACAUGUGCAGCUGCAGUAAGACAGUUAGUGAUGAAAAAUACCAAGACCCUUUUCAACUUGGUAGAAAAGACUUGAAGAAUCUCUAUGAAGAUAUUAAAAAGGAAUUACUUGUAUCUACAGCAGAACUUAGGGAAAUGUGUGAAUAUUACUUUGAUGGGAAAGGAAAGGCCUUUCGACCAAUGAUUGUGGUGCUAAUGGCAAGAGCUUGCAACAUUCACCAUAGUAAUUCCAGGGAGGUGCAAGCAAGCCAACGCUCUGUAGCCAUAAUUGCAGAGAUGAUCCACACAGCUAGCCUAGUACAUGAUGAUGUUAUCGAUGAUGCAAAUUCUCGUCGAGGCAAAAUGACAGUCAACCAAAUCUGGGGAGAGAGGAAGGCUGUUCUAGCUGGUGAUUUCAUCCUGUCAGCUGCUUCCCUAGCUUUAGCACGAAUUGGAAACACUACUAUCAUCUCUGUUCUAACUCAGGUGAUUGAAGAUCUGGUGCGUGGUGAAUUCCUCCAGCUGGGUUCCAAGGAAAAUGAGAACGAGAGAUUUGCUCACUACCUCGAGAAGACUUUUAAGAAGACUGCGAGUCUUAUAGCAAACAGUUGUAAAGCAGUUUCAAUUCUAGGCUGCCCUGAUCCCAAAGUUCAUGAGAUUGCAUACCAGUACGGAAAAAAUGUUGGCAUAGCUUUUCAGCUAAUAGACGACGUGCUGGAUUUUACAUCAUGUGCUGACCGUCUAGGCAAACCAGCGGCAGCGGAUCUCAAGCUUGGAUUAGCCACAGGCCCUGUCUUGUUUGCUUGUCGGCAGUUUCCAGAAAUGAAUGCAAUGAUAAUGAGACGAUUCAGUAAACCAGGAGAUGUUGAACGUGCUCGGAAAUACGUGUUGCAGAGUGAUGGUGUGCAGCAAACGACCUACCUCGCCCAGCGCUACUGCCAUGAAGCUACAAGAGAGAUCAGCAAGCUGCGACCAUCCCCUGAAAGAGAAGCCCUCAUCCAACUGACAGAAAUGGUACUCAUGCGAGACAAGUGAGAGAACUCCUUCCACUCGUUCUGGCAGCUACUUACCAGACUGUGCCUAAAUUUACUUCAAAAGUUACCUGCUUCCAACACAGGCUACCAAAAAUUAUUUUUUUAAGAAGCUUUUUUUUUGGGGGGGAAGUUCUACUUUUUUUUCUAAAAAUAUAAAAUUAAAGUGUUUUAUUGUAGGAAACCAUACAGAUUGUGCUGUACAAGUUUUAGUGGGGGGCUAUUAAUUGUGGGGUUGGGAAAGAUGUUUACAUGUUGAUGCACGGAGGCCACAAAUGAGAAUAAAAACAAAUCAGUGUAUGGAAACUGAA